AUGGCAUCCACAGGUCUGCAGCUGGUGGGGAUAGUUCUGUCUGUCUUGGGUUGGGUGUUUGGGGCGUUGGUCUGCGCAGCCCCUCUUUGGCGUGUGUCUGCAUUUGUUGGAGGAGAGUUGGUGAUCGCUCAGGUGUUGUGGGAGGGCCUCUGGAUGAACUGCCUGUCCCAGACCACGGGCCAAAUCCAGUGUAAGGCAUAUGAUUCAACACUGGCUCUGCCCUUCUCUGCCCAGGCUGCUCGGGGCCUCACUGUCCUGUCUCUGCUCCUGUGUGUACUGGCGCUGAUGCUUGCAGUGGCUGGGGCAAAGUGCACACACUGCAUGGGCGCAACCAACCCAUCCUCCAAAACCCGGGUGGCUCGUGUUGCCGGGGUGCUCUUUCUCUUGGCCGGUGUGAUCUACAUUGUACCCAUCUGCUGGACUGCAUAUGGCAUUAUCAGGGACUUCUAUGACCCGAAUAUAGCGGCACCUUUGAAAAGGGAAUUGGGGCCAGCGCUGUACCUGGGCUGGGGUGCCAGUGUGCUCCUCAUAGUGGGGGGGUUUCUGCUGCAGCAUGGCUCGAGCCCCCCCAUAUCCAGAGUGAAGCCGAUUAUCACAGCACCAGUAAAGGACAACCCAAAGGCACCAGAAGUCAAACAGCCAGAGAAAUCCUUUGUAUGA
Molecule: messenger RNA, 660 nt
Organism: Boleophthalmus pectinirostris (great blue-spotted mudskipper)
Lineage: Eukaryota; Metazoa; Chordata; Actinopteri; Gobiiformes; Gobiidae
Product: claudin-9-like
Exons: 1
Coding region: 1-660 (219 amino acids)
Biological process (GO): bicellular tight junction assembly; cell adhesion
Cellular component (GO): bicellular tight junction; plasma membrane
Molecular function (GO): structural molecule activity
Source: RefSeq, a predicted model, not a curated record